UAGUGGAAAGAAUGGGUUGUCUACGCGUCUCUGGGCGAAGAAGAAACCAUACAUUUUGUUGAAGGUCGCAGUUUUUUGUCAUCUAUUGAUAGCGACGGAAUGCUUGCUGUUUAGAAGGGCCACAUGAAGAGAGGAGUGUACGUUCAGGUGGUGGGUUUAUGGAGACUGCUACGUAUGCAGCAGCCAGCUUACAUCGGGACCAAAAGCGGGUUGGAUAAGAAAGAGGCUUUCCUACCAUGAGAGCGAGCUAACCCCGUUUUUUAUGACGAGGGAGAAACAAUUGAACCAAUAUUGCUUUACAAAGACGCUGUGUUGGCAACAGUGAGAAUAGGCUACGAGGCAAAUCGGAGUUGGGUCAAGUUUUGGGGAAUGGCAGGUCGAAGCCGAAGAGCAUGGUUUAGUGUUCUGUUGGGGCUGGUUGUCGGGUUCACCCUGGCUUCCAGACUCAUAUUACCGAAGGCUACGGAGCUGAAGAAAUCCGGUCAGAAACGCAAGGCGAACCCAGCCGGUUGCGGGUUGAACGGGGGUCUGAGGAGAGAAUACGGUGGGGUGUUAUGGCCCCCGCAAGAUAACGGAUUUUCGGCGACCGAGAAGCCAGUUCCGAGGUCCAACAAUUUCCUUUACGUCGGCGUCAUGACUGCCCAGAAGUACCUGAAUAACCGCGCCAUCGCGGCACAUAGAACGUGGGCUCAGACCAUCCCGGGCCAUGUGGAGUUCUUCUCCAGCGAGGGUUCGGACACCACCAUUCCCAUCCCCAUCGUGGCGCUGCACAACGUGGACGACUCCUACCCACCGCAGAAGAAGUCCUUCAUGAUGCUCAAGUACAUGCACGACCACUACCUGGACCAAUAUGAGUGGUUCAUGCGGGCCGACGAUGAUGUGUACAUCAAGAGCGAGCGCCUGGAGGGCUUCCUGCGCUCGCUCAACAGCAGCGAGGCCCUCUUCCUGGGCCAGACGGGCAUGGGCGCCCGCGACGAGCUGGGCAAGCUGGCGCUGGAGCCCGGCGAGAACUUCUGCAUGGGUGGCCCCGGCGUGAUCAUGAGCCGCGAGGUGCUGCGCCGGAUGGUGCCCCACAUCAGCCAGUGCCUGCAGGAGAUGUACACCACGCACGAAGACGUUGAGGUGGGCCGCUGCGUGCGGAGGUUUGCCGGCGUGCAGUGCGUCUGGUCCUACGAGUGCUGCAUCGCACCACGCUAA
Messenger RNA from Salvelinus namaycush (lake trout), 1197 nucleotides. It is a transcript of the gene chsy3, whose product is annotated as chondroitin sulfate synthase 3. The record is from RefSeq and is a predicted model, not a curated record. Lineage: Eukaryota; Metazoa; Chordata; Actinopteri; Salmoniformes; Salmonidae. The transcript has 3 exons. Gene Ontology annotation, cellular component: membrane. Gene Ontology annotation, molecular function: glucuronosyl-N-acetylgalactosaminyl-proteoglycan 4-beta-N-acetylgalactosaminyltransferase activity. Bases 370 to 1197 code for a protein of 275 amino acids.